Molecule: messenger RNA, 3268 nt
Organism: Myxocyprinus asiaticus (Chinese sucker)
Lineage: Eukaryota; Metazoa; Chordata; Actinopteri; Cypriniformes; Catostomidae
Product: WSC domain-containing protein 1-like
Exons: 10
Coding region: 712-2430 (572 amino acids)
Molecular function (GO): sulfotransferase activity
Source: RefSeq, a predicted model, not a curated record
GUGGGACUGCAAAGUAAAGGGGACACGGCGUGGAUUUAGAUAAGGAUUAUCGCUGUUAUAGUGGUUUCACAGCUAUGCGAAAUAAGAAAACGCCAGAGGAUUAGUGACGCACAUCAAGUGGAGCGAAAUAGCAAAACAGAGUGAGAGCGCGAGACUCGGCUCGCCUCAGAGAUGAAAGAGAUGCUUGUUGUGACUACUCGUGUUUGUGAAGAAUGUCUUAAAACCCGAGGUGAUCUAAAGCUGUGCAAUACAUUCGCACCGCUGCUUUAAUUUGGUUAAUCUUCGCAUCUAAGGGGUUUUAGAUGAAGUGAUGGGGGGGAGACCUCAAAAGCAGCCCAAACAUGCCAGAGAGGGGAGGAGAGUGGCACGAGAGUGCGGUGUUGGUGUGUUUACAGUUCCCCGAAGUCUUUGAGCCGUAAGAGCUCAGAGUACAUUCUGCCACAAGUAAUUGUGUCAUCAAAGGAUAUAGUGCCACAGUCGAGCUGUCACCCAAUCCUUUCAUAGGUAAACGACAGGACAUUUCGCCUGUGGAAUUUUUUUUGCUCAAAGAGUUUUUAACCAGAAUGUGAAUAAGUAAUCAGUGGUAGAGCUUUCAUGAGAAUGAAGCUCUUGGAAUAGGUCUCUGCCAUUUUUUUCUUGUUGGAACAAUGGCAGCGUGAUACCGGAGAACCAAGGCUGAGCUAUUUCAAGCUAUCCUGCAAGGAGGGUGACAUGGCAAAGCCCUUCUACAGACUUCAACGCUUCCUGCGACGGACACAGCUGUUCCUUUUGUUCCUCGGUGUAGCCUAUAUUAUGGCAGGAAGUGUCCUCCUCCUCCAGAGACAUGGUUUGGUGGUGUCACAACGUGGGAUGAGCAGUUAUUUCCCAUUGCCGUCUUUGCCGUCUCCUCCCAGGGCCCUGGAGGCCCCUGCCUUCCGUUCUGGAUAUGGCAUUAUGGGCCCUCGCCCUCGUAGCGUUAAGGGGAUAGGAUACGAGGACAAUGCUGGACCACAGUGGUUAAUAUCACGAAACCAGGAGAUCCGACACUUGAGGCGACGCUGGUUCCACAGUCUUAUGUCCGAAAAGGAAGUGUCCAGGGUGGAGAAAGUAACUCCAAAGAGAAAAAUCAGACACAAAGGCACAUACGUUGGCUGCUUUCUGGACGAUGCCAAGGACCGUGCCCUAAAAGGGAUGAUGUUCUCUGACUUUCGGAAAAUGACCAGCACCUUGUGUCAGGACACCUGCAUGGAAAGCGGGUACCAGUUUGCUGGCCUUGAAUACGGGUCCGAGUGUUACUGUGGCAACCGUAUCACAAGCGUUCGGAUGAAAGAGGAGGAGUGUAAUUUGGACUGCAAAGGCGAGAAAGGCUCCAUCUGUGGAGGUGUGUCCCGUCUGUCCAUUUACAAGGUGGAGGAGGUUCAUCCUGGCCAGCGGAGAUACAGGAAUGUGCACUACCGGGGGUGCUUCAAACAACCUGACAACACAACAGCAGCUUCCCUGGUCCAUGUAGUCCAGCCCAACCUUACUUCCCAUUGGUGCACUGAGACCUGCAUGGAUCAGGAGUUUCCUCUGGCCAUGAUCAGGAAACCAGACUGUUACUGUGGCUAUGCCACCCCUCACUUCACUCUUCAUGAUCCGAUGAAUGAGCAGUUCUGUGCUCUGGACAACAGCAGUUUGAAUAUCAGGAGUUCCCAGCAGCUCUUUCUCCAGGUCUACCAGACACCCGUUCAGGACUCCAGAUGCACAGAGAAGAAGUUUCUGCCGGAGAAGUCAAGCUCUCUGGUGGCUUUAUCCAGUUUUCCCGGUGCUGGGAACACCUGGGUGAGGCACCUGAUCGAGCUUGCAACAGGCUACUACACAGGCAGUUACUACUUUGAUGGCACCCUCUACAACAGAGGCUUUAAGGGUGAGAAAGAUUACUGGAAGAGUGGACGAACCAUCUGCGUGAAAACACACGAGAGCAGCCAGCGGGAUAUAGAGAUGUAUGACUCAGCAAUCCUGUUGAUAAGAAACCCCUACCGCUCGCUAAUGGCUGAGUUCAACCGCAAAUGCGCCGGGCAUCUCGGUUAUGCUUCUGAUCAGCAUUGGAAAAGCAAAGACUGGCCAGAAUUUGUGGGUAGUUAUGCAUCCUGGUGGGCUUCACACGUAUUGGACUGGCUGCGUUAUGGAAAGAGACUGCUGGUGGUGCAUUAUGAGGAGUUGCAAGAGUCACUGGUGCCUACACUGCAAUCCAUCACUUCUUUCCUCAAUGCAAAUGUCAGUGAAGAACGCCUCCUCUGUGCUGAGUGCAACAAGGAUGGCCACUUUAAACGCUCAGGUGCGCGACGGCCCACCUUUGACCCUUUCACCCCAGAUAUGAAGCGGUUGAUUGAUGGUUACAUUAGUGCUGUGAGCCAGGCUCUCAAAGCCAGCAACCAUACCUGCUUGCCACAGGAGUACCUUCCAAGAUGAUAAGUCCAGAACUAGUGCAGCACUCAUAGCCUCAAGGCCCGGUACCUAAAACUGUGAUGUCUAGGACUACCAACCACUGGAGAUAUUUUAAAUCUCCCGACAAUGUAAUUCCUCCCAAAGUGUGGUGGAAAAUAAUGGCAUAUGAUACUGUUCAUUACACUACAAGUAGUACUUCAACAUGGUGAAAUACUGUGAUGAAUAAUUAUAGACAUUAGAUCUGACAAUGGCAAACUGGGACUCUAAAUGAACAUCUCUAGUUGAAGUCUAUAUUAAAGUUGUUUAGGUCUUUCUCUACACAUAUGGGAAGAACUUAGUCAACAUGAAACAGCAUUUGUAUUCAUUUUACAUCAUAAUGUCACGUUUUUUGAGAGAUUUAGAGUUCAACAAGAAAAAUGUAGGCCAUGACUUGAUUUUAUCCACUGGAAAAUCACUGGAUUGUAGAAAGUGAGCAUUACAUACAGUACCAGUAUGGAACCAAGCAAUUUGAAGCUAAUUUAAUUGUUUACAAUACAACCAAAAACAUGCAUUAAGAAAGUAAAUAGGGCCCAUUUUGAUUUCAUGUUGACUGGUGUUGUCAAAAGUACCGGUACUUUGGUACCAAGUCGGUACUAAAAUAAAAAAGAUGUACCGAUACCAGUGAUUCUACAGUACUGGUAGUACCGAGCGCCGACUUAAUUCGGUACCCGCACACUGUCUUACUGACACACGAUUGUUUUCAAAUGGUCACAUGCUUAUGUGAGCGUGUGCUCUGUUGCUCCUUUUACACUGAAAUGCACAACUACUCAAAUUAAAAUCGUGAUAUGUCCUAGUGUUAUUAUUAAACCAUGAAAUGCUGCAA